Anisakis simplex (herring worm) is the source of this 249-nucleotide messenger RNA. The record is from the annotation of a GenBank genome assembly. Lineage: Eukaryota; Metazoa; Nematoda; Chromadorea; Rhabditida; Anisakidae.
GUACUGCCGGAGAGGGAACGCUCACCCGGCAUGGAGAUGAUGGAGGGGCCCGCCAUUCCCGAACCACAGCCCGAGGACCCCAACGACCCCGACCCUUUCUUACCCUUUGACUUUCCCCUACCCCUUCCCCAACCCGAACCCCAGCCCCAGCCCCAGCCCCAACCACAACCUCCCCCAGAACAACCACAACAACAACACCAACCUGAUGUGGAGAUGGGGGCUGCGCAGCCCCACGUUUAUGAGCUGUAA